AUGCAGACUGUUUCUACAAACAUUUGUGAAAGACUGUGCAAUAAGUCCAUCCAUGAAAUAUCCUUGCUACUAAAUAUUCCACAGUCAACUGUUAGUGGUAUUAUAACAAAGUGGAAGCAACUGGGAACAACAGCAACUCAUCCACAAAGUGGUAGGCCACGUAAAAUGACAGAGUGGGGUCAGUGCAUGCUGAAGCGCACAGUAUGCAGAAGUCACCAACUGUAUGAGGAGUCAAUAGCUAAAGACCUCCAAAACUUCGUGUGGCCUUAAGAUUAGCACAACAACAAUGUGUAGAGAGCUUUAUGGAAUGGGUUUUAAUGGCUGAGCAGUUACAUCCAAGCCUUACAGUAAAAUGAAAAGCGUUGGAUGCAGUGGUGUAAAGCACACCACCACUGGACUCUAG
Messenger RNA from Staurois parvus, 403 nucleotides. The record is from the annotation of a GenBank genome assembly. NCBI's taxonomy places the organism in Eukaryota, Metazoa, Chordata, Amphibia, Anura, Ranidae.